This is a messenger RNA of Loxodonta africana (African savanna elephant), 1015 nucleotides long. RefSeq names its product olfactory receptor 4A15-like. Gene Ontology annotation, molecular function: G protein-coupled receptor activity; olfactory receptor activity. The record is from RefSeq and is a predicted model, not a curated record. The transcript has a single exon. Gene Ontology annotation, cellular component: plasma membrane. Gene Ontology annotation, biological process: G protein-coupled receptor signaling pathway. The coding region runs from base 1 to 918 and encodes 305 amino acids. Lineage: Eukaryota; Metazoa; Chordata; Mammalia; Proboscidea; Elephantidae.
AUGGAACAAAGGAACAAUGUGACUGAAUUUGUCCUCUUGGGCCUCACUCAGAAUCUCCAGAGUCAGAAAAUAUUUUUUGUUUUGUUCUUGUUCAUCUACAUUGUGACAAUGGUGGGCAACGUCCUCAUUGUUGUGACUGUGGUGGUCAGCCCACUACUAGAUGCCCCUAUGUACUUCUUUCUUGGCUACUUAUCAUUUAUGGAUGCUGUUUAUUCUACUACAGUUACCCCAAACAUGAUUAUAGACUUACUCUAUGGGAAGAAAACAUUUUCUUUCCAAGCUUGCAUGACUCAGCUUUUUAUAGGACACUUAUUUGGUGGUGCUGAGGUUUUACUUCUGGUGGUCAUGGCUUGUGACCGCUACAUGGCUAUCUGUAAACCCCUGCAUUAUAUGAUGAUCAUGAGCCAACGGGUAUGUGCUCUGCUGCUGUUGGUGGCCUGCAUUGGAGGUUUUGUGCAUGCUGUAGUUCAGCUUCUCUUUGUUUACAACCUUCCCUUCUGUGGCCCCAAUGUCAUAGACCACUUCAUCUGUGACAUGUACCCCUUAUUAAAACUUGCCUGCACUGACACCUAUAUCAUUGGUCUCACUGUGGUUGCCAAUGAUGGGGCAAUAUGUGUGGUCAUUUUUACGGUGUUACUCAUCUCCUAUGGAGUCAUUCUACAUUCCCUGAAGAAUCUUAGUCAGGAAGGGAGGCGCAAAGCCUUAUCCACCUGUGGCUCCCACAUCACUGUAGUGGCCCUCUUCUUUAUCCCUUGUAUUUUUAUGUAUGUGAGACCUCCCUCCACCUUACUAAUAGAUAAAAUUUUGACUGUAUUUUGCACUGUCAUCACUCCUAUGUUGAACCCCUUAAUCUAUACUCUGAGAAAUGCAGAGAUGAAAAACGCCAUGAAGAAGAUCUGGACCAGAAAACGCAAAUGAUCUGGAAGAUAAAUGCAUCAUCUACUUUCAAUUAAAAACUCCUCCUUCAGAAAUGCCCUGUGUAAUUAUAAGUGUGGUAAAACUUUCUUCCCAUUUA